AUGUUAAAGACCCGCAAAAGGAAAUAAGCAAUUAAUCAUAUUUAACAACUAGAAAAUCCUCCUUAAAAGUACAUACAUUCUGGUAUUUCUCACACAUCAUCUUGGAACAAACUUCGUGUUUAAUUUUAACCAAUAUAUGAGGAUUAAAAAUAACUAUAAGAAUAAUUAGACUUAAUAUCAGAUAUGUCAUAAAUAGUUACUCAUAAAGAAAUUUAAUUACUAUCAAAAGAACUAAAAGCCUGUGAAAAUGGAAAAAAAAUAUUUGUGCAAAUGGGUGAUUGUGCUGAAUCAUUUUCAGAAUAAAAUUCUGAGUUUUUAGAUAAAAAAAUGAAGGCUAUAAUAGCAUCAUCAAAAAUAAUAAAAGGAAUUUUAAAUAAAAAUUGUUUAACAAUAGGUAGAAUUGCAGGAUAAUUUUCUAAACCUCGCUCCUAAGAUUUUGAAAUUCUUUCAAAUGGAGAAAAAGUAUGUACUUUUAGAGGAGAUAUAGUAAAUACAAUAGAAAAAAGAACUCCUGAUCCUUUAAGAUUAGCUAAAGGCUACUAAUUUAUAAAUUUUAUUAUAAAAAAUGAAAAUAAUAAUUAAAAUAUAUACAUUUCUCACGAAGGACUUCUUUUAAAUUAUGAAGAAACCCUAACUAGAAUGAUUGAAAAUAAAUAUUAUGCCACAAGUGCUCAUCUAUUAUGGAUAGGGGAAAGAACGAGAUAACUUGAUGGAGCUCAUAUUGAAUUUUUUAAAGGAAUAGAAAACUCAAUUGGAGUAAAAAUUGGCCCUUCAAUAAAAAAAGAGGAGUUCUUAAAGCUUGUCUAAACUUUGAAUCCUCUAAAUUUAAAAGGAAAACUUAUGAUAAUAACUAGACUUGGAUCAAAUAUGAUAGAAUAAAUUUUACCUGAAUUAAUAGAAGUAAAAAAACAAAAUAAUCUUAAUUUCAUAUGGUCUUGUGAUCCUAUGCAUGCAAAUACUUUUACUUCGAGUGUCUGUAAGGGCAAGAAAACAAGAAAAGUAGAUGAAAUUUUAAAAGAAUUGAAAUUAUUUGUAGACAUUCUUUCCAAAAAUUAAUAGCAUAUAGGCGGUAUUCAUUUGGAAACCUCAGCAAUAAAUGUAACUGAAUGUGUGGGAGUUAACUUAGAAGAAAAUGAUUUAGAUAAAAAUUAUACUACUUUAUGUGAUCCAAGGUUAAAUAUAAUUUAGUCUUUAUUCGUAUGUGAGCAAUUUUCAAAUUAUGUUAAAUUUUAUUAAAAAUGAUAAUUAUUAAUUUUAUUUAAAUUUAAUAAUUUUUUUUUUUGAAAAAGAUAUUAUUUAUUUUUUAUAUUUAAAUUUAUGAGAUUUGGUUUAACUUUAUAUAUAAAAAAUUUAAAAAAUAAAAAAAUUAAAUUUUAAAAUCAAUGU
This is a messenger RNA of Ichthyophthirius multifiliis, 1386 nucleotides long. Its product is annotated as phospho-2-dehydro-3-deoxyheptonate aldolase, putative. The record is from RefSeq and is a predicted model, not a curated record. Gene Ontology annotation, biological process: aromatic amino acid biosynthetic process. The transcript has 2 exons. Gene Ontology annotation, molecular function: 3-deoxy-7-phosphoheptulonate synthase activity. Lineage: Eukaryota; Ciliophora; Oligohymenophorea; Hymenostomatida.